Messenger RNA from Zootermopsis nevadensis, 1188 nucleotides. RefSeq names its product dimethyladenosine transferase. The record is from RefSeq and is a predicted model, not a curated record. Gene Ontology annotation, cellular component: nucleolus. Gene Ontology annotation, biological process: rRNA methylation. Lineage: Eukaryota; Metazoa; Arthropoda; Insecta; Blattodea; Termopsidae. Gene Ontology annotation, molecular function: rRNA (adenine-N6,N6-)-dimethyltransferase activity.
CUUCAGUGCGUAAGCGUUUUGCAUGUGGCUGUUGAGCUACUAAGGGUACGAAUGUUUAGUUUGUGUGGUUAUUAAAGUUGAUACAAUUAAGUUUUAGGCAGAAUGCCAAAAGUUAAAGCCGAAAAAAAGUCAAGGCAACAUGCAGCUGUUGCCAAACAAGGAAUCCUUUUCAUCAAGAACUUCGGUCAACAUAUUCUGAAGAAUCCACUUAUAAUUCAGAGUAUGGUGGACAAAUCUGCCCUGCGACCUACGGAUGUCGCUUUAGAAAUUGGUCCUGGAACGGGAAACAUGACAAUUAAGCUGCUUGAAAAAACAAAGAGAGUAGUGGCAUGUGAAAUCGACCCUAGAUUGGUUGCAGAAUUGCAGAAACGUGUUCAAGGCACACCAUACCAAUCCAAAUUGCAGAUUAUGAUUGGUGAUGUUUUGAAAACAGAAUUGCCUUUCUUUGAUGUUUGUGUUGCCAAUAUACCAUACCAAAUCUCAUCCCCGUUAGUAUUCAAACUGCUUUUGCACAGACCCUUCUUCAGAUGUGCAAUUAUCAUGUUUCAAAGAGAGUUUGCACAAAGACUUGUUGCAAAGCCAGGUGACCAGCUGUAUUGCAGACUGUCUGUUAACACCCAGCUGCUUGCCAGAGUGGACAUUGUUAUGAAGGUUGGCAAGAACAAUUUCCGGCCACCACCUAAAGUGGAAUCUAGCGUUGUGCGGUUGGAACCUCGAAAUCCACCGCCACCAAUUAACUUCACUGAGUGGGAUGGUCUUACUAGGAUAGCUUUUGUGCGUAAGAACAAGACGCUGAGUGCAGCGUUCAAACAGACACCGGUUAUUGCUGCACUGGAAAAGAACUACCAAAUUCACUGUUCUCUCAGUAAUGUUAAUGUUCCAGACAACUUUAACAUGAAGCAGAAAGUUGACAACAUUUUAAAGAGCUGUGAAUCUGAAUCAAAGCGAGCCAGAUCUAUGGACAUUGAUGAUUUUAUGAUGCUUCUUCAUGCUUUCAACACUGAGGGAAUACACUUCUCAUAACAUCUUUGUAGUUGUGGUAUCAAGUGUGAUAUAUUACAUGGAAGGCGUGAUUAAAAUAUUUGUAAACCAAUGAGAAUCCAACCCUUUAUGCAACUGUUGGAGAAUGCAAAUAAAUUAAUUCAGCCUUACAUUUUUUUUCAAAAUAAAAUGAUUAAGUAAACUAAA